GGUCCCCGGCUGUGUAGAGGAUUAGUGUCUAGGGGUUAGUGGACCCGGAAGGGAGAUAGUGUGUGGGCCGUGGCUUAAGGAACACUUUGACGUGCGCCGCGGACUUAGACCUGGUGGCGAUGGGGGGGCCACAGCCCUUGGCUCUGCAGCUGGAACAGUUGUUGAACCCACGACCGCGCGAGGCGGAUCCUGAGGCGGAUCCGGAGGAGGCCACUGCUGCCAGAGUGAUUGACAGGUUUGAUGAAGGGGAAGACGGGGAAGGUGAUUUCCUGGCUGUGGGUAGUAUUAGAAAACUGGCUUCAGCCUCCCUGUUGGACACAGAUGAAAGGUAUUCUGGCAAGACCACCUCUAGAAAAGCUUGGAAGGCAGACCAUUGGGAGCAAACACUGCCAGGUUUGUCUGAGAAGGAAAUAGCUGAUGAGGAAGGGUCAGGAGAUGGAGAGUCAGAGGGACUGGGUCUGGAGGAAUCUGAUGAGGAUGACCUGAAUGCUGCUGAGGAACAGGAGAGUGGUGAUGAGGGGGAGAGCAGUGAUGAUGGGGAGAGCGAUCUGGCCUGGAGGAAGCAGAGCAGAAGCCGCUCUGCAAAAACACCAGGCUUCAGUGUCCAGAGCAUCAGUGACUUUGAGAAGUUUACUGAGGGAAUGGAUGACCUCGGGAGCAGUGACGUGGAAGAAGAUGAGGACGAGGAAGAUGAAGAGGAGGAGAGUGGCAUGGAAGAAGGGGAAAGUGAGGAAUAUGUGGAGGGUGAGAUCGAGGAAGACAGAGCUGGAGGAGACAGGAACAGUGAAGACGAUGGUGUAGUGAUGACCUUCUCCAGUGUCAAAGUCUCCGAGGAAGUGGAGAAAGGAGGAGCUGUGAAGAACCAGAUAGCACUGUGGGACCAGCUCUUGGAAGGAAGGAUUAAACUACAGAAAGCUCUGUUGACCACCAAUCAACUUCCUCAACCAGACGUUUUUCCAGUUUUCAAGGACAGAGGUGGCCCAGAAUUUGCCAAUGCCCUAAAAAAUAGUCACAAGGCACUUAAAGCAUUGUUGAGGUCAUUGGUUGAUCUGCAGGAAGAGUUACUUUUUCAAUAUCCAGAUACUAGAUAUCUAGUGGAUGGAACAAAGCCCAAAGCAGAAAGUGAGGAGAUUUCUAGUGAAGAUGAUGAGCCAAUAGAAGAGAAGCAGCAGCAGAGAAGGGGCCCACCUAAGAGGAAGCUGGAGGUGGCUGAGUACCCCAGCUUCAUGGCAAAGCGUUUUGCUGAUUUUACAGCCUACAGGAACCGCACACUUCAGAAGUGGCACGAUAAAACCAAGCUGGCUUCUGGAAAACUGGGGAAGGGUUUUGGUGCCUUUGAACGCUCAAUCUUGACUCAGAUCGAUCAUAUUCUGUUGGACAAAGAAAGAUUACUUCGUAGGACACAAACCAAACGCUCUAUUUACCGAGUUCUUGGCAAACCUGAACCAGUGGCUCAGCCUGUUCCAGAAAGUUUACCAGGAGAACCGGAAAUCCUUCCUCAGGCCCCUGCCAAUGCUCAUCUGAAGGACUUGGAUGAAGAAAUCUUUGAUGAUGAUGACUUUUACCACCAGCUCCUUCGAGAACUUAUAGAACGAAAGACCAGCUCUUUGGAUCCCAAUGAUCAGGUGGCCAUGGGAAGGCAGUGGCUUGCAAUCCAGAAGUUACGAAGCAAAAUCCAUAAGAAAGUAGAUAGGAAAGCCAGCAAAGGAAGGAAACUUCGGUUUCAUGUCCUUAGCAAGCUACUGAGCUUCAUGGCACCUAUUGACCAUACUACAAUGAAUGAUGAUGCCAGGACAGAGCUGUAUCGCUCUCUCUUUGGCCAGCUCCACCCUCCUGGUGAAGGCCACAGGAAUUGAUGUUGCCUGUGUCCCUUGCUACAGACCGGGGCAAGGCCUCCCCCGACACAGCGGUGUCUUGGCCAGUCGGCUGCUCAUCCAGUGGAGGAAACCAGUGACCUUACAGGGUUGAGCUAGUAGGGAGAUUCCUGGGAAGGUGCUAUGCUCAAAACAUGUGCCUAAUACCUGUGAGGGCACUGGCCCUCUGUGCUCUUUAACCAUCACAAAUAAAGAGCGUUGUCACUGUC
Messenger RNA from Otolemur garnettii (small-eared galago), 2083 nucleotides. It is a transcript of the gene AATF, whose product is annotated as apoptosis antagonizing transcription factor. Gene Ontology annotation, cellular component: nucleus; nucleolus. The record is from RefSeq and is a predicted model, not a curated record. The transcript has 12 exons. The coding region runs from base 120 to 1856 and encodes 578 amino acids. Lineage: Eukaryota; Metazoa; Chordata; Mammalia; Primates; Galagidae. Gene Ontology annotation, biological process: regulation of transcription by RNA polymerase II.